AUGUAAUGGGGAAAUUAAUACAAAAAAUGUGUCAAAUAAAAAUCGAGAUAAAUUUUCACUUAAUGUUAUUUUGUACUCAAUUGAGAAUAUUUAAAAUUGAGGUUUCAUCUUGGAGGGACCCAAUUGCAAUCAGGAAGUAAAUGUGGGACUAAAAUAUAAAUGGAGGAACCCUAUGAAUUGAGGCGCCAAUUUUACCCCUUACAAUUAGAUCUUCAUCAAUCGCACCUUCGCCACGCAUAAGCUCAAGCUUUCUGCCUUCUCAGAUCUCGAAUUACCUAGCUCUAUUGAGGAAGUUUCGCCGAAAAAGGGCAAGGGAACAUAUGGAUUGAAGGGCGAGUCUUACCCCUUCAAUCGCACCUUCGCGGCAAAUGAGCUCAAGCUUUCUGCCUUCUCUAAUCUCGGAUUACCCAUCGCUAUUGAGGAAGCUUCGUGGAAAAACGGCAAGGCUCGGUAUAGAAAAGAGGCAAAAGCUUAGACUAGGGGGAACAGGUUUCUCUUGUUCGGAGGAGGCUGGGGAUUUCGAGUGAUUCUGGCUUUUGUAAGUAACUUUCAAUUUCAAUAAAAAUCUCGAAUUUUCAGUCCAUUCUUACUUAGAUUUUCAAUUUUUUUUUAGUCUGAAGACAUGACUAGGACAGCGAACCCAAUAUUUUUUUUGACUUAAGAGUCCAUGGCGUGGGUUUUUUUCGUUUUGAGUACUUGGGAAAUUUUUAAGAUGGACUUAGUAGUACCUCAGAAUAGAAUAUAAGAUUACCA
Rubroshorea leprosula is the source of this 753-nucleotide messenger RNA. The record is from the annotation of a GenBank genome assembly. NCBI's taxonomy places the organism in Eukaryota, Viridiplantae, Streptophyta, Magnoliopsida, Malvales, Dipterocarpaceae.